AUCUCACGUCACCCACUUUUGUUGGACUAUAAAAAAAAUGAAGUAGAUAAUAUGAUUGUUAUGAUGGAGCUAGCCAAUGAAGAUUUAAUGAAUAAACAAUGGCAACACUUUCAAAAUUAAAAUAAGCCACGAAUUGAAAUAAACAUUGUUCUUCCCAACACAAAUUAAAUAUAUAUAUAUAGUGCACAAAACAGCAUCCAUCCAUCCGGCGGCCAUGGCGGAGAAUAACGAAAAGAAGCAACAUUUCAUAUUGGUGCAUGGGGCCUGUCACGGAGCUUGGUGCUGGUACAAACUCAAACCACUACUUGAGGCUGCCGGCCACCGCGUGACGGUGCUUGACAUGGCGGCCUCGGGAAUCGACCAGAGGCCUCUGGAAGAAGUUCGGACGCUUUCAGAGUACUCAAAACCACUGUUGGAAACGAUGGACGGCGUUAUUGGUGGCGGUGAAAAGGUGAUAUUGGUGGGUCACAGCCUGGGCGGCCUAAGCUUGGCCUUGGCCAUGGAGACUCACCCGGAUAAGGUUGCGGCCGCCGUGUUCUUGACUGCCUAUGUCCCCGACACCGUCAACUCACCGUCCUUUGUUUUUGACAUGCACUCGGAGGUAAACCAUAUAGAAGACUUUCUAGACAUGGAGUUUUGUUCCAAUGGAAGCACCACCCAGCCUUUCACUUCAAUGCUCUACGGCCCCAAAUUCUUGUCCUCCUAUCUCUAUCACUUAUCCCCAAUUCAGGAUUUGGAGCUUGCAAAGACAUUGGCGAGACCAAGUCCGGUGUUGCAUGAGAGUCUAUCCAAAGCAAAGAAUUUUUCAGAAGAGAAAUUUGGAAAAGUGACCAAAGUGUAUGUGAUUUGCAAGGAAGACAAGAUACUUGAAAAGCAAUUCCAAGAAUGGAUGAUCCAAAAUAGUGGAAUUCAAAAUGUGAUGGAGAUUGAAGGAGCUGACCAUAUGCCCAUGUUCUCUAAGCCACAACAACUUUGCCAAUGCCUCCUUCAUACAGCCAAAAAAUAUGUUUAAACUGUUCACACCCAUC
Messenger RNA from Benincasa hispida (wax gourd), 1028 nucleotides. RefSeq names its product salicylic acid-binding protein 2-like. Gene Ontology annotation, biological process: salicylic acid metabolic process; jasmonic acid metabolic process. The record is from RefSeq and is a predicted model, not a curated record. Gene Ontology annotation, molecular function: methyl salicylate esterase activity; methyl indole-3-acetate esterase activity; methyl jasmonate esterase activity. Lineage: Eukaryota; Viridiplantae; Streptophyta; Magnoliopsida; Cucurbitales; Cucurbitaceae.